AUGCACGUCAUCAGCUACGCCUCCAAAGCCGUCACGGCAGGGAUUGGCGUCGCCUCAGAGGCGGUUGUUGAGAUCAAGAAUCGACGAAAAUCUUCUGUAGAUCAGCAAAAUGGUCACUGUGAAGGUGACGACAAAGACCUCAAGGACGACAGCGAGAGUGACAUGGAUAUUGACGAAGAAGAAUGGACACUAGAUGAAGCUGCUACCGAGUUUCAAGGCUUUGAGCCACAGCAGAGCCCGGACGAUAAGAUGGGGCCAGACGCCGAUGACAAGAGUGCAGCUUUCCUUGUUGCCAAUCACAGCGUCCCCAAGGCUGGCGAGACGCACACACGUCUGCCACAACCGCACGAGGUUUCAUCCGCGCCUACGCACCCGUCCUCGAGUCUGCAGGGAUCGACCAACAACUGUUCAUGGGACUUCCUCAACAGUUUUGACAAGGCUUCGAAGGCCUCUCCUGUCUUCGAUGUCGUCAACCUUGCUGCCCUGGGAGUGGGCUUGAUUCCCAGCCCGAUUACUGGACUGACCAUGGGCGUGUCGAUAGCCAUUCAGUUUGCCAGCAACACUGGCAAAGAGCUCCAGUCGAGAGUUCGACGCAACACAUACCUUGACACGGUGAAUCGAGAGCUGUUCAUGCCGCGUGGACUCUACUGCAUGAUCAUGGCGUUCAAACCUGACAGUCCUUAUGACCCUAUCCUUGGACUCAACAUCAAUGCCAGGGCGUCGGACGGGGUCCUUACUGCAGCAGAUGCAACUCCAGAUGGAGAUCAAUACGCCGCCUCUGACACUCUUGUGAAAGAGCUGUCUCCAACCCAAACCCCUAAGAUCAGAUCGAGAAUGAAGAAACUACGGCUGAACGCUGGCACCACCACCGGAGAAGCCUCUCUCCCCGAAGGUGCACCUCUGGUAUAUCCCGCACUUGAGACUGCCGACGGUACACCUUUGGGAAAGAAAGGAUCGAAUGGUAUCAGAACCACGGCUGCGUUCCUCGAUUCGUACCUUGAUCGACGUGCACAAGCACGCUGGGCAGCUCAGCAUCCAGACAGCCAGCUUGCGAGCAUGAACCCGCCGUCGGAGAAGAAGUUUGUGAACCGCUUCUCCGAUCCCAAUCACCCCAUCCACAGUGGUACCAUCAUCGGACCACUGACCGGCGGAAAAUGGGACCCCGUCGCUGAUCUUAGGGCCAAACGCGCCAUACGGCGUGCUCGACGCAGAGGCGUAGAGUUGAGUGAGGCGGAAAUAUGGAAUGCACGCAUGGGAAGGUCAACGGCGACUGGAGUCGUCGGGAGAAUCUUGCAGAGAGACGUCUUGUACAUGAUUGUGACGAACCUGCCGACCGAGGCUGAGAUGAGAGCUGCUAACGAGAGUCUGGAGGAGGUCAAAGCCAGAGGGGAAAUCUCGCAGCCGCAAUGA
Molecule: messenger RNA, 1410 nt
Organism: Exophiala viscosa
Lineage: Eukaryota; Fungi; Ascomycota; Eurotiomycetes; Chaetothyriales; Herpotrichiellaceae
Exons: 2
Coding region: 1-1410 (469 amino acids)
Source: RefSeq, a predicted model, not a curated record